AUGGACCUCAAUGACCUCUCACAGACCUCACAGACCUCACCAGACCUCAUGGACCUCACAGACAUCACACGGACCUCACAGACCUCAUGGUCCUCACAGACCUCACACAGACCUCACAGACCUCACAGGUCCUCUUCACAGACAUCAUGGACCUCACUCAGACCUCACACGGACCUCACAGACCUCACAGGACCUCACAGACCUCAACAAGCGCCCCUGGAGCUUGGCUCCCUCUUCAGGGACCAGGACUCCUCACCUCCCCACUGGCACAGGCGUACAUCCUUUCUCUGA
Molecule: messenger RNA, 291 nt
Organism: Knipowitschia caucasica
Lineage: Eukaryota; Metazoa; Chordata; Actinopteri; Gobiiformes; Gobiidae
Source: the annotation of a GenBank genome assembly